Molecule: messenger RNA, 1014 nt
Organism: Perca fluviatilis (European perch)
Lineage: Eukaryota; Metazoa; Chordata; Actinopteri; Perciformes; Percidae
Gene: thpo
Product: thrombopoietin
Exons: 5
Coding region: 304-840 (178 amino acids)
Biological process (GO): cell population proliferation
Cellular component (GO): extracellular region
Molecular function (GO): hormone activity; cytokine activity
Source: RefSeq, a predicted model, not a curated record
UGACUCUCAAUGCCCUGAAAGCCAACUCUGGCCAAACGAGAAGCAAAAUAGUCCUGCUAUCAAUGAAAUGCCAUUUUCAGUCUAUAACAUUUUGUUAUGCUGCGCAGCAGGGAAGUUGGAGCGCAUCCUGCUCUCAGGCUAGAUAACAUUCGCACUUCCCACUACUGAAUGAGAAAGUGGGAUAUCAAGUGGUGAGAAGACAAAAAGGACACACAGCUCCUCAGUGGACACGGGGCAUUUUCCACCUGGUACACACUUCUUAAUGGAACAAAUGUGGAUUCAUCAGGAGCGGCCAAGCAGGGCAUGGCUUUAAGCAGACUCCUGCUGAUCUGUAUGCUAGCCUCUGAGGUGUGGGAUGCUGAGACCAAACCCAUAGAAUUUGUGUGUAAUAAAGGCGCCAGGAGGGCUAUGAAUAUUGUGGCAGAGAUGGAGAGUGUACUGAGUAACUGUAAUGGCUCGACAACCCUCUCCACACCGGUUCAGCUACCCUGUAUCGAGCUUCAUGUAGCAUCUUGGGAAGACAAAUCACACCAGGAGAAGAGAGGAGACAUAGUUGCAUCCUUGAGUCUUCUUAUUGAAGGUGUGAAGGUGGUGAAAUCUCCAAGCCAGCCAGAAUGUGCUGCUUCGCUACUGCAGAGACUGGAGAACAACAUCAACAACUACCUGCUCAUUCUCACACACCUACAGCUGAGUCAGGGGCCAGAGGGGAGUCCAGCACUUUCUUGUGUUCCUCGAAGCACCCAGAGUCUGAGCACAAUCCUCGUUAACUACAACCAACUGAUCUUAGGCAAACUGGAGCGGUUCAUGAUAAACCUGGAAGACCGCUGCAUUUCCCAGUAACACAAGAACAACUUUAGUAGGCCCAAUGUUCUUUACAAACUGGGGGAUGAGUUCAAAUAGGACCCUAUAGGCAAAAAAGAAGAAUGAAAAUCCACCAGAGCAAAACAGUUGGAAUGAUCAGGAUAUUCUCCUAACCUUGUUGUCUUUUUUAAACUUCUGAUUUGUGAAAAGUUU